This is a messenger RNA of Sphaerulina musiva SO2202, 3040 nucleotides long. RefSeq lists its product as uncharacterized. The record is from RefSeq and is a predicted model, not a curated record. Gene Ontology annotation, biological process: spliceosomal complex disassembly. The transcript is spliced from 2 exons. The coding region runs from base 802 to 2784 and encodes 660 amino acids. NCBI's taxonomy places the organism in Eukaryota, Fungi, Ascomycota, Dothideomycetes, Mycosphaerellales, Mycosphaerellaceae. Gene Ontology annotation, cellular component: spliceosomal complex.
UCCACGCCAAAGCCAAAGCCAAGCACAGCGCCGCAAAGCAAAGCACAGCACAGCACGGCUCUGCACCACCCGCGGGCGAGAAAACGACUCAGCCUCUGCUGUGACCUGAUCCCAGACCUCUCUUCCGGGACCAGGAAGACCUGGGCUUGGAAGCCUGAAGCAGAAGUCUUUGCACCUCGUGCCUGUCCGGCAUUAGUUUCUAGCCUUAGCCUGCGAGUACCUCCUAGUACUAGUCCAGCCAGUCAGUCACUCGGUCGCUCGGUCGCUCGCAUUCCUCGCUCGCCGUGUGGGCUCUUUUAUUAAGCACCGACUAGCGACAAUCCACGAGCAUUAUUUUCCUUUUUGGACGGCAAGCCCACGACCCAGUGCUGUGCUCCAGUCUUCGACCGCUUUCUUUCCGUCGUCAUUGCCAAGCGGCAACCUCCGGCCGCCAAACGACCCGACCCAGAGACAGUGGAACUCAGGUUCUGGAGGCAAAGAUCUACCUACACCAGACCACCGCCUACUUGACCUGCGGAACUACUGCUGUACUCCUGGAUUAUCACUUCGCUACUCGACACUCGACACUCGACAUCGUUGCGUGGCUGAGGAAUUGUCCGCCGCCUUCAACUCGACACCCCUUCCCCUUCCGCCCCCGACCGAGCAAGGGACUGCACUUCCUUUGUGGCUAUAUCGGCUCUCGCAACGCGUCUGACAACUACCACUCACCCGACACUGUCGAUAUACCACACCACCACCGCUGCCUCAGCUUGAUUUUGCGCCUCCCACUCCGGUCACCACUGACCGGCAUCAUACCACAUCAUGGCCUCGCCAUUACCUCCUGAUCCGUACCUAGCGUUAGGAGUCCCCAAAGAUGCCACCUCCGCCGCCGUCAAGAUGGCCCAUCGCAAGCUGGUGCUCAAGUGCCAUCCUGACAAAGUCACCGAUCCGGCAGAGAAACAAGCUGCCUCGGACAAGUUCCACAAAAUCCAGAGUGCCUACGAGAUUCUGAUUGACGAGAGCCGACGUGAACGAUAUGAUGCACAGGUGAAGUUGGCUGAGCUGAGAAAGGAGGCCUUGGCCCGCCACACGGAGCGACGACCUCGAGGCGCCGAUGUACGAUCAACCUCGUAUAGGCCGGAGCCACCUCGCAGUACAUACCCUUCCCGUGGGGAGCGUGUUGUACCACAAUACGAAGAGCGACGGCCGGACUACGCAGCAACUCCAGACUAUUUCACGGCGCAACCACGAACGACAGUGCACAAGGAACCAGACUAUACCGAGCGUCCCACACCGAAACGUGCUGCUGAGAGCAAAGAAAAGCCACGGGGUUUCACCCGCAGUAGUAAAGAUAGUGACAAGGAGCGCCGAAAAGAGAAGGUUCGGCAGGCGGAGCGUGAUGUUCGAAAGGAGCGCGAGCGAAAGCAAGAAACCUAUGUUGAAGACGACUCGGAAAGCGAAUUGGACGACUACCAAAGGAGGGCACGACGCAUGCGCGAGGAAGACGCCGCUCGACGAGCGAGAGACGCGUCGUAUCAACAGAUGCCUCGGUCUCAGAGGGAUGCUCCAGAAGUCUACCACGAUGAGCGCGCUCGCAAGAUGGCCGAUCAUUACGCCGAUGCGCGUGACUACAUAAACUCCACCCGUGGUGCAGUUCCCCGACCUAAGACGGAGGAGCGUAGACCAUCGCCCGUCCGUAUGGAAUCUUCCAAGGAUAGACUGCAGUCUGUCAAGCUUGAUCGUAGUGGACGACCCGCUGGUUUUGUCAGACGUAGUUCGGAAAGGCCCGGCAAGGAUUCCAGGGAUGAGAAGAAGCGUGAGAAAGAAUCCACUCGGAAGACCUCAUCGCGCACACCAGAGCGGCGUUCAAGUGCUGAGACCGUGGACGAGCGCAGACCUCCACCUUUGAAUACUUCGAAGUCAUCUCCCCCUGACAUGCACAUGGCGAGCGAGAAACAGCGUGCAGCCUCUCUCCAACCAGGGUCGACCGCUAUGCCACCCCCUCCUGUCAAGCGGUCUGACACCACGCCUCAGAACACUUCAGCGAGGCGAGGCGAGAACGUGCCGCCCAAGACUUCUCGCGCUACAGAAUUCACAAAUGGUCAGCCCACACCCGCCACGACACCCGACCACCAAGCUCCUCCACACGCCAAGGCCCCCUAUGGCAGUCGACCAUAUGCGGACGAUGCGGAGUAUGCCACCCCGGAAGGAUAUCGAACAUCGAAUCCACAGGAGCGAACGCGGCCAGCGUUCACGCGUCGGGUGACGAGGAGCCCUUCGCCUACGAAGGAAGCGCCGCGAGAACCGCUCCGCGAAUAUCCCUCGAGGAAUCGGGAGUCGAUGUAUGACACCAUGCCUAGGUCUCGCGAGGUUCCCUCGAGAGAGAUGCCAAGGUCUCGUGAAGUUCCACAGGCAGAAGCAUAUCGAGAUCCACGAGACGCACGUGAUACACGCCAGCCAUCCUACCACGCAUCCUCUGCGCGAUAUCCGGACAGGCCUCAGUCCAUGUCCAUGAAUCCGCGUAAGACCAGCUAUCGCUACACACCUGGCACCGGUGCCGAACAGGUUUCACGAAUGGCUCCCGCCAAAGAGCCCUUCUCCAGAGAGUAUGGCUUGUACGGCGAAACCCCCAGCACACGCUCGCCACAACAGCGCCCCAAUGAAGAUGUCAGACAUUCUAAAUCUUUGCGGCCGGAGUUCAAGAUGCAAAGUGGUUACAGUUACACAGCACACCCCAGCGGUGAGCGACCGCAGGUGAGCCGCAACCAUAGCGGCGGUGUAUAUCAGUCUGCCCGCGCAGCAUGAUUUGAGGCCGUUUGAAGUGAUGGAACAGGCAGCAAUACAGCGAGCGAUUCACAGACCAUGAAUCCCACUCGCGUGUACAUUAUCGACCCAGAUCGCGAAGCAUUCACACGUGCUCGGCAGCGUUGGGUACUUUUUACAAUACUUCUUGGCUAUUGAAACGAGCUCACUGCAAGAGAGCUCUUGUUAGCAAGCUGAUUCGACCACAAAUGCCCCAUAAGAGUGGGCCUAUGUAUACUCCAUUGGAUGCCAAAUAGAC